Messenger RNA from Xyrauchen texanus (razorback sucker), 2422 nucleotides. It is a transcript of the gene gpa33a, whose product is annotated as glycoprotein A33 (transmembrane), paralog a. Lineage: Eukaryota; Metazoa; Chordata; Actinopteri; Cypriniformes; Catostomidae. Bases 105 to 1418 code for a protein of 437 amino acids. Gene Ontology annotation, cellular component: plasma membrane. The record is from RefSeq and is a predicted model, not a curated record. The transcript has 7 exons.
GUGGGCGGAUCUGAGACGUAUUUCCUCUCAGCGAACACCUUGAGCACCUGAAUCCCUCCACAUUUUACAAACCUUUCCGCAAACCCUCACUACAGCUCACUGGGAUGGCUCUCAUAAUGGGGAUAUUUGGGAUAUAUCUGCUUUUUGGUGGACUAUACGUGACUUUGGGCAUGAAUGUGGAAAUCCCAAAUAAAGAAUAUAAGGUCGCGAGGGGUGAUAAUGUGACGGUCCCGUGCACAUUCAAAGUUCCAGCGGCCGAUCUGUCUGUCAUUGUGACGUGGUCCACUUUAGAUCUUGAUGCUCCAGAUGAUCCCUCGAAAACCAUCCUCACUUACUUCAAUCCCAGUAAAGUUACAGUAACCAAAGCAUAUAAAGGCCGUGCAUCUCUCGUACACGAUAUCCCGAAAGGAUUCGCCAACCUGCAGUUGAGUAGGGUCACCAGCGCUGACACGCGCAAUUAUGAGUGUAAAGUUCAAGUUGAGGCCGAAGAGGACGGCAGCCUGUCUGAUACGGCCAAAGUCAUUGUGCUGGUGGCUCCGUCUCCUCCCGACUGUAAAGUUGUUGGAGUAGCAGAAUUCGGCCAGAACAUCAAUCUCACCUGUUUCUCUCAUGAGGGCACACCGAAACCCAUCUACAAGUGGCAAAGUCAUAAUGUCAAUAACAUUCCUCGUCCAAACCCGCCAAAGGCCACCGACCAAAAUGGAGUUUUAUCACUCUACAAUGUUUCCCAAGACACGUCUGGUUUCUACAUUUGCACAUCCACCAACGAGAUCAGAUCAGCAAAGUGUAAUCUGACACUGGCCGUCAUGCCACCGUCCAUGAACAUUGCAUCCACAGCUGGUAUAAUCGGAGGGAUUGUGGCUGUAAUUGUGCUUUUGGGGAUCAUCGUCUUCUGCUGUCGUCGCUGCAGGAGGAAGGAGAAGGCGGAGGAAUACGCCAUGGGAUCUCCUGAAGGAGGCGAGUUCACUGACAAGGAGCCUGAAGGAAAAGCUGAAGAUCAUGAGGAACACGUCAGCUAUGAAGAGGAACGUCGUGUGAAAAGUGCAGUCAAACCUCAAGAUCCACGCGACGACCGAAGCGAGAGAAGCUAUGGUCGCCGAAGCGAUUACGAUGACCGGAAAGAUGAGUACUCUUACAGGCAAGAUGACCGUCGGGAGAGGUACGAUCGUGACGACCAUUACGAUGAUCGUCGAGAUCGCUACGACGACCGGCGGGACCGCUCCAAUGAUCACUAUGACGACCGGCGGGACCGCUCCGAUGAUCGCUAUGACGACCGGCGGGACCGCUCCGAUGAUCGCUAUGCCGAUCGGCAGGAUCACAAUGAUGAUCGCAACAGUGAACGCUACUCCGAUCGCUAUGACAGUCGCGACAGACCGCCGAGCAUUCCGCUUAAUAAACCCAAAGUCCCACGGAGCUAAGUUUAGUUAACGCUUUAUGCUGUUUGAUAAAAUACAUAGAUGAUAGAAAAUUAGACCUAUACUGAGAUUUUAAAGAAUGAAAGGCUUUUAUUAAUGUAGGCUUCUACUGAACAAACCUGCCAACACAUAUCUAAGUUGCAAGCAUAUUUCAGUCUCUUAAGUGUUUAUUUUGUAAAGCAAGAAUUGGACACAGUUAAAGGUUUUAAUUUGUAUAUAAGCAGGACAACUGAGAAGCCCAUUGGCUUGAUGUAUAUUGAUUUGUCUGAUUGUGAAACACCUUUAUGUUUGAACAUCUCUAAUCUUAGGUAUUGCUUAUCAAUAAAUUUGCAUGUAUUUCUUUAUUUUUAGACUUUGUGUAAUAUUUCCCCUCUAUAGCUGGUCAUUUAUAUUUCCUGUAAAGGGUUUCUCAGUACUGACUGCUGAAGAUCUCUUAUGAAAGUGGCAUGAUUGUUUCUUGAUGACUGAAUGGAAUGAUUGUGAGUGACAAUCUUUGAGUUUCCUGCAGGCCAUGUGGAUUUCACCUAUAAUUAAAUACUGCUUUUUAUUAUUCUGAAACAGUUAACUUGGAUCUCAGAGGAAAUGUGUUUGCCUGAGAAUGUGAACAUACAUUUACUAAUUAAUCUAGAUAGACACAAAUAAUCAAAUAGUUUUUUUGUAUUUGAUUUUUAUUGUUUUGAUUGAUUUUUACAUGAUCUUGAUUCCAGUAAAAUAUGUUUAUAAGCUGUUAUAUGAGAAUCAUUAAAUGCAUUUUCAGAAAUGAAAAAUAUUGGAGACCGGGGCUAGUUGUCACAUUUUUUUAUAGUGUAUAUUUUAUGUCAGAGUAGAGUUAGUUUGAAAGUCAGUUAUUGUUUAAGACAAAAACCUUAAAGUCAAGAUACAGUUCAAUGAACACACGUUGAGUCCUGAAGUGGGGCAUGUUGUCACAUAUGAGAAUCUGCUUUAUGACUGGAGAUGAAUAUCUUUGUUGAAAAUAUAAAAAUGAACCUCCUGAGACCCGAGCGUGA